AUGAGUAGUGUAAGCAGUCGAAGUAGCCAGCCGGCGCCGUCGUCAAAGGCACCGUUGACGAAACAAAAGCCUGCCAUUGACCCGCAAUCUUCUCUACUCUCGACGACGGAAAAUGGAGCGGCGAUUGCCAUGGCCUUCCCCUCGGUAGCGUCGGAUCCCACUGCAGCGCUCCCACCGCUACGGGACGAAACUUCGGCAUACCCGCUCGUCGCCAAGACGUGUUUGCAGCUCACCCAUUUCGCCGCCAACGGAUCUUCGGCGCAUGGUGAAGAAACCACUGCGGUGGCGUCGUCGGCGCUCUUUCACGAUCCGUCGUACGCGCGUAUACUGACAACGGCCUUGGACGCCUUGAUUGUCUGCAUGCGCGACCAUCAGGACCGACGGUGCCGUAUUUUGGCAGCCCAAACACUCGCAAUACUCGCCCGUGCCGGAUACGCCAGGAUCCGGCACUCUCCCUGGGUGUUUGCGCAACGCGAACCGACCCUCGGGCUACUCGAAGAUCAGGUGGGGUCGGAAAUUCCCGCGGCGUUAGCUGUCGCGUCGCUCGACGACCCCGAUGACGGGGUAUCCGCCUUUGCUUUACAAGCCCUGGGACGGCUCGUUUUGGGGUCGUCGCCGACCAGCGGAACGCUCGUAGAAGACGACCUAGCCAGGGAGAUUGCCGCCAUUGCUUUUGCCAAAGCAACACCCUACGCUCCAACCCUGCGAGCUGUGGCCGACGAGGACCCAUCCAUCCCGAGUAUGGAAUUGCAAACGAGAGUGACGGAAAAUAUACUCAUUCCGCGAAUGCUGCAAAUGAUCGAUCGACUGUUGCAAUACCCACGAUCCGACCACGUGAUCGUCGCCUUGCCCGUCGUGGUCGCCACGCUGGUCUAUAUGGUGCAGAUUGUUCCAGCACAGUUGCAAGGUAUGGAUCCCACUACAUACGCCAAGCGUUGGAUGGAGGUGGAUGCCAAGGGUCUCGUCGAUACCCUUGUCCAAGGAGUAUUGCUACCGGCAAUGCAAUCUUCCUUGGAUGGCGCAUUGGCGUCGGCCGCGGUCCUGGCUUCGUUGCGUCUCGCACACAUCUGUCCUCAGCAAUUUUGGGUACCGCAGGUGAUAUCCGCGACCGUAGCUACCUUGCAGGAGGAACUGUUUUAUAAGCCCCUUCCGCAAUCGCUAGAACAACGCAUGACCACAACGGCGGUCGUGUUAAUUGCUUUGCGGGCCGUUCCCUUUCCGACUCGAACCGUGACCCUGAUUGCGUUAGUCGAUAUCGUGGCGGAGCUUCCCGCGACAAUCCCGGUGCCUCACGGAGUUUGUACCCCUGGCGUCUUGCUUUCUUGGGAAGGCUACAACGUUUACCAUCGACCGUCACGGAUGGGAUUCUGGACAGAAAUUGCACUCUCCUUUUUUAUCGAUGGACCCGUGGUCGAAGGUGGAAUAGCGUAUCCGCGCAAAGAGUCGCUCCAGCAAUUUCUGGGAAGUUCAUCUUUUGUCAAGGUUCUUACCGAUUCGGACAACACGCGUACAGUUUUUGCUCGCGAUGAACUGCUCGUUGCCUUUGGGACGGUCGCCGUCGAGACUGGCCGUCGUUUUCGUGUCGGAACGGACGGGUCAUCGAUCAUCGUGGAUCCGAACACGUCGUCGGUCGUCGAAUGGGUUAAAAUGGCACGACGUAUUCUCGUGGCCUUUGUGCCUUGCAUAAAUCUAGGUCCCAAGACUCCGUACUUGACGGAAGACCUGUCGAUGACUUCAGCUGGUCUCGCCACUUAUGCGCGCUUACUACAGGAGUGGUUGCAUUUUUCCGGUCUUAUACAGCCUGCCACAUCCGCGGCCCUGAAGUUGACCGCCAAUGCCUGUCCACCACAUCUACUUUUUGACACUCUUGCUGAGUCGGCCGCCUUCUUGUCCUCAUUUCCCGCCGCGGAUAUGGGCGAAAUGGAACCUUCAAGUAAACUCAUGAAUGAAAUCGUUGUCCGCGAAGUCAAGCAGGGUAUUCCGUCCCAUCAUCUACGACUGUUCGUCUUGGCUCUGGCGGCGGACCACUGGGUGCAAAGUCGCAUCUUGAGUACGCGGAAGCACUUUGAAAGUAGCAAAAAGGGCGCCAGCUCUUUGAAUCUGAAUAUGCAGAGUGGUAGAGAUAUUUGUGCUGCACUUAGUCCCAAACGUAUGUUGGCCAAAAUUAUCCAAGCUCAUGUGCCUCCCGUCGAUGCCGAUGGAAAGCGAAAGAAAGAUCCCAUCCAGAAGCUGGCACUAGAAACAGUUCGUGUUUGUGUCGCGUGCAUCGAAAACAUUGCGCUUAUUGCUUGUGAUUGGUUGAAACGUAUUGGCUCCAGCCCGGAAGCAAAACACUUGAUAUCAGUUUCCGUAGGAUUGUUGCAAGGGAAAAUUGACGAAACACCUCUGGAUAAUACAAUGCACAGUGUCGUGGGUCCAUUCUGCGAGGCAGCUGUAGCCCGUAUUCAAGCCUUUUACGAAAGUGACGACACUGGAUUGGACCAAGCAUUUCCCGUCUCCGAGCUGGUGACGCAGUCGAUCAAGACAAAAAUCAAACCGCUCGUUUCAUCGUCACCGCAACCGGCAGCAUCCGAAGAAGACUACCUCAAAGGCUAUUUGACGCAGUUUUAUCGUCAAAUAGUAUUAGGACGAGUAGCACAAGCUGUCUAUUCUUUCCCAUCGGUUGGUUCCAGUCUCUUGAUGGCGCGGCCAACGAAUUGGUUGAGGCUCAGCAUCCCGCCUAUUCCGGAAUCCAAAGAUGCUCGCGCGCUAGGGAAUGUCGGCGACACUCUCAACGCUUCCCGUGAUUUAGUAGCAGCUUCGUCGUCUCCCUCUGAUGCUACGGCUGUUGUCCUUGCCUGUAUUCCGAGAAGAAAUCCCCGAUACGACGGAGAAGAAGAGUUCCGUUUGACGGUCGUAAUGAGAGCCUAUAAUGUUACUGCAGUCGAAUUCAGUAGAGGUCUUCGCCUCGAAUUCGGCGUUACGUCCCAUGAGCCUGAUCCGUCCGAUCUAGACAACAUUACUAGCAUUGAUGAGAUCCGGUCGUUGACGAAGGUUGAGCAUGCAGGAUCAGGUGAACAAGACUCGAUUUCGGCUUCUGCGGUGUAUCGAGAUGAGCUAAAAGCGGGGGAAUAUAUCACGUGGGAAGUAUCACUGAGUCCUCUAUCAGAUAACCGAAGUAUUUCCGUCGUACCCUCGGUAAUUUAUCGAUGUAUUUCCUCCGAACCGCUAGAAGCUGGCGCGGAAUGGACUGGAUAUGGGAUGGCGGGGAGCGGAGAUAUAAGCACUUCAACUGGUGCUGAAAGCAAGACUGGAGAAGACGAUUUUCAGGUAACGCAGCUGGAUGGCAAACCGCACUUACAAUCAAGUAAGAAAUCAGAAUUCGAGAAUGUUCAAAUUUGUGGAGAAUCAUUGGUACUUUCGCCAAUGUUUGGAUUCCAGCCCUGUCCCUUAGUCUUCUUUCUAGAUAGAUGGGGAGACGUAGAUACGUUCCGCUUUCUAUGGUUUCGCAUGUUGUUUCAAGCCCCACCAAUUCGGCUGAAGGGAAAUCCACAAAUUUUUGUAUCAACUCAUGAAAAGAAGUCCUUAACGGCCAAAGUCGGGGCAUUAUCUGCUUUGACGUGGGAUGGCGAAGCAAUCCCUGGCGGUUACGCAACCAAAGCAUGGGCCUUCAUGACAUUGUCCGGAAAAAGGAUACUAGCACUUUUAACUGAAUCCGAGAGCAAAGUUUCGUCGCAACCGGAGCUCUCUCUUCAUCUUCGAGCCGACGACCGACUUUUGCUUUUCUCAUUGGUUGGAUCGAAGGCUGCCCAGGAUAGAGUGGCAAUCACUUUAACCCCAGGGCUGUUCCCCUACAUCUAA
Messenger RNA from Phaeodactylum tricornutum CCAP 1055/1, 3840 nucleotides. RefSeq lists its product with no specific name. The record is from RefSeq and is a predicted model, not a curated record. Lineage: Eukaryota; Bacillariophyta; Bacillariophyceae; Surirellales; Neidiaceae. The coding region runs from base 1 to 3840 and encodes 1279 amino acids. The transcript has a single exon.